AUGAAUCACAAUAUCAAUAUCGAACCAGCAAUCUAUAAUACGAGGGACGUCACUCGGGAAUCGGAGAACGGAUGGACAAGCAGCUGUGCUCACCAGCCUCGCCAUACCGAACAACUUGACACAGUCAACCAAUUGCGCCUCCCCUGUGAUCCCUGGGAAAGAGCACUGUGUUUACAAGCUGUCAGUCAGCUGGUAGACCCGGACGAUGACCCUAUGGAAAGCGUGAAACUACCUUGGUUGCAAAAAGGGGAUGGGGAGGAUGGGGGAGAUGAUUAUUGGGAUGAUGACAGUUUUAGUAAUGAUAAAGAGAAAGGAGGGAAAAUGAUAAGGGAUUAG
Loa loa (African eye worm) is the source of this 336-nucleotide messenger RNA. RefSeq lists its product as hypothetical. The record is from RefSeq and is a predicted model, not a curated record. Bases 1 to 336 code for a protein of 111 amino acids. Lineage: Eukaryota; Metazoa; Nematoda; Chromadorea; Rhabditida; Onchocercidae. The transcript is spliced from 3 exons.